AUGGACACUCUCCACGACGUCGUGCCCCGCGUCAAAAUGGCAUCCCACUCGACGAUCCAGUGGAUCGACUCGAUGCCACUCCCCGUCAUCUUCCUCCUCUUCCUGGCCUGCUUCACACUGUUCCAGUACCCCCUCCCGCCUGCCGCACCCUUGUUACCUACGCACAAGGAGAUGCCGCUCGUCGAGGUGCAGUCGCCAGAGCCAGGACACUACGCCUACCUCGACCCCUUGAGCCGUCAGCUCAUCGUCUCGCAGACGCCGCUGCAGCCCACGAGCCCGCCCCGCCGGCCACGCCGCCCCUCCAAGCUCGCACUGCGUGCAUACCGCUCCCCACUGUGCCCGCUCGACGAGCUGCAUGAGGUCGAGUUUGAGCCGACCGUGCAUGAUGUCGAGUGUGCAAGCUAG
Vanrija pseudolonga is the source of this 405-nucleotide messenger RNA. RefSeq lists its product as uncharacterized. The transcript has a single exon. The record is from RefSeq and is a predicted model, not a curated record. The coding region runs from base 1 to 405 and encodes 134 amino acids. NCBI's taxonomy places the organism in Eukaryota, Fungi, Basidiomycota, Tremellomycetes, Trichosporonales, Trichosporonaceae.